UCCCAAUCACCAAGGAGGACCCAAAAAUGAGCCAAGAGUCAGCGAUAGAAAGCUUCAAGAAAUUCCAACAGUCAUGGAUCGAGCAGUUACAACACAACCUGAACCACCUCCGCUCCGCCCAACACCACUACCGGAACUCCGUUACCGGCAGCGAGGUCCUGCUGAGAGAGGCGGUGGAGAGAGUGAUGGAACACUGUAGAGAGUACCACAGGGCGAAGUGUGCCACGACGGAGAAAGACGUGAUCGGAGUUAUGGCUGCUCCUUGGUCUUCGGCUCUUGAACGGUCGCUCCAUUGGGUUGGUGGUUGGCGACCAACCACCUUGUUUCACUUGGUUUACACCGAGUCUAGUAUUUUGUUCGAGUCUCGUAUCGUUGACAUCCUCCGUGGUUUUCGUACCGGUGAUCUCAGUGAUCUAUCUCCUUCUCAGUUCAGGGUUAAAUUUGUCAAAGGCAGGACGGUGAGCGAGCUACAAUGUGAGACGGUGAAGGAAGAGAAUGCGAUAACGGAAGAGUUAUCGGAAUGGCAAGACGACGCGAGCGAGCUCGUCAUGGGAACGACGUCUGAUGUCGACCAGAGGAUCCGACGGCUAGCAGAGAUCGUCCAUCGAGCCGAUGAUCUACGGCUCCAAACGAUCACAGGUGUGGUGGAGCUCCUUGGUCCGCUCCAACAAGCGGAGUUUAUAAUCGCUGCUGUCGAGCUUCGUGCCGGCGUUUCUGGUUGGGGUACUAGCCACGACCGUCGUCGAACUUCCGACAUCUAAAGCUUCUUAAAACGGUCUAGAUGCUAAUGGAGAAUUCUAUGUUUUUUACCAUGUUAUUUUAUUAUCCAAAUUGAGUUUGGUUUUUACAUGGUUACGAAAUUUUGAUUCAAAAUUCAUAUGUUAUGGAUGUCACAAAUAUAUUAAAUUUUGUUCGUGUUUGUUAAUUUUAUCUUUUUCAGUUGGUUGCACUUGCAGUUUUGAUGUAAAGCAAUCGC
Messenger RNA from Thlaspi arvense, 976 nucleotides. NCBI's taxonomy places the organism in Eukaryota, Viridiplantae, Streptophyta, Magnoliopsida, Brassicales, Brassicaceae. The record is from the annotation of a GenBank genome assembly.